CAAAAGGCUUAAAUAGCUAUGGAAAUAUCAAAACCAGUUCGUGGCAACUGGCAAUUUGUGUCCUUUACCCCAAAAAUAAUACUACUACCAACUCAUGAUCAUUCAACAUUUGUCUGUUCUUCAAACCAAACCAUGCUUAUUUUUUGCAUGCGCACAUAUGCCAAUCUCAUCACCAACUCCAGCCUUUUUCAAUGUCUCAAAAUCCACCCAAAAACGUUGCCGUUAUCGGUGCUGGUCCUGCAGGCCUCGUUGCGGCCAGAGAACUCCAACGUGAAGGCCACAAUGUAGUUGUAUUCGAGCGAGAAAAUCAAGUAGGAGGCACAUGGAUAUACAAUCCAGCCACUGAUUCCGACCCAAUGGGGGUCGACCCCAGCCGGAAAAUUGUUCAUUCAAGUCUUUAUUCACCACUUCGGAUAAACCUUCCUCGGGAAAUAAUGGGUUUUCGUGACUACCCCUUUGUCGCCACAAAAAAGCCCGACAGAGACCCAAGAAGGUUUCCGGGUCAUAAGGAAGUGUUGGACUAUCUGAAUGAUUUUGCCGUGGAGUUUGGGCUUAUUGAACUGGUGAGAUUUGGAAAUGAAGUUGGUUACGUGGGGUUUCUGGAGGAUGGAAAAUGGAAAGUUUGUUCAAGAAAAAGAGAGAGCGAUGAUGUUGUGUUUGUUAAUGAAGAGGAAUAUGAUGCUGUAGUGAUCUGUAAUGGAUGCCAUACUCAACCACGAAUAGCUGAUGAUAUUCCUGGAAUCGAAGUAUGGCCAGGAAAGCAAAUCCACAGCCACAAUUACCGGAUACCUGAGCCUUUUCGAGAUCAAGUCAUUGUGGUCAUAGGGAAUGCCGCAAGUGCUAUUGAUAUCUCCAGAGAAAUUGCUAAAGUUUCUAAAGCUGUCCACAUCUCUUCUAGAUCAGCUCUAAGUGGGAGUACUCCCAAAAAGCAGAAUGGAUAUGAAAAUCUUUGGCUCCACUCUAUGCUUGAAGCUGUUGGUAUAGAUGGUGGAGUCAAUUUUCAAGACGGAUCCAAAGUCUAUGCUGAUAUCAUCCUACACUGCACAGGGUACAAAUAUCAUUUCCCUUUCCUUGAAACUAAUGGGAUAGUUUUUGUGGAUGAUAACCAUGUUGGGCCUCUUUACAAGCACAUUUUCCCACCAACUUUCACUCCGAGUCUUUCAUUUGUUGGGCUGCCGUGGAAGCGUGGAGCAGCGUUCCCCCGUUGUGAAUUACAAAGCAAGUGGAUUGCUGGUGUUUUAUCUGGUCGAAUUUCUCUCCCCUCGAAGGAAGAUAUGAAUGCUGAUAUUGAUGCAUUCUAUUCAUCCUUGGAUGCCUCUUGCAUUCCAAAACGGUACACUCACAAUUUGGAUUUUCAGGUAUAAAACCUGAGAGACCUUGUUUAUCGGUUGAAAUUUUCUUUCACCUUUUGCCCUUCUUGGGUUUGAGUCAAGGUACCAUUUGGUAUACGCAAAGGAACAAUUUUCAUCCUAGUUAUUCAAGAUAUGAGAAAAGUUUUGAGAAAUGUAGAAUUAAGGAAUAGUAAGCUCUUGACAUUGUGAGCAAACUUGUCUGGUAAUUGGUACCAAUGCGUUGGGGAAUGUAUGCGUCUUCAUGUGACUAAACUAGUUUUUUGAAAAAUUUUAUGAUUUUCAUGUUCUUGCCUCAUUGAGAUUUCAGAACAGCCUCUCUACCGUCUCAAAGGUAGGUGUAAAAUUUGUGUAUGCUCUACCUCCCCAUGUCCCACUUGUGGGAACACACUGGGUUUAUUAUUGUUGUUGUUUGAGAUCGUCCUCACUUUUACAGUUAGAUUAUGAAGAUUGGUUGGCUGCCGAGUGUGGAUCUUCACCGCCUGAAGAAUGGAGAAAGCAAAUGUGGAUUAUCGCUAGAGAUAAGAUAAAGACUCAGCCUGUGAUAUAUCGUGAUCUGUGGGAUGAUGAUGACU
Messenger RNA from Capsicum annuum, 1924 nucleotides. RefSeq names its product flavin-containing monooxygenase FMO GS-OX-like 3. The transcript has 6 exons. NCBI's taxonomy places the organism in Eukaryota, Viridiplantae, Streptophyta, Magnoliopsida, Solanales, Solanaceae. The record is from RefSeq and is a predicted model, not a curated record. Bases 192 to 1364 code for a protein of 390 amino acids. Gene Ontology annotation, molecular function: N,N-dimethylaniline monooxygenase activity; flavin adenine dinucleotide binding; NADP binding.